This is a messenger RNA of Colletotrichum graminicola M1.001, 1191 nucleotides long. RefSeq names its product metallo-beta-lactamase superfamily protein. The record is from RefSeq and is a predicted model, not a curated record. The transcript is spliced from 2 exons. Bases 1 to 1191 code for a protein of 396 amino acids. Lineage: Eukaryota; Fungi; Ascomycota; Sordariomycetes; Glomerellales; Glomerellaceae.
AUGACCAACAUACCAGAAUCAGACAGCGUUGUGCGUGUUAAACUUAUUGACACAACGACCGCGAUGGUCGGCACGGCCGAGUCGUUUGUGCAGCCGGUAAUGCCAGGCCACGAAGUCAUAAACUUCUGCUCCUUAGCUUUCCUUGUCGAAAACGAGAAACUCGGCAAGAAAGCCAUGUUUGAUCUCGGUGUCCGCAAAGACUAUUGGAAUCUGCCGAAAGCCGCUCAGCAAGGGGUCUUGGGUCCCGAAAGCGUCAUCUUCGGGAUCAGGGUCGAAAAGGGAAUCGACGAGAUCUUGCAAGAUGGAGGCGUUGAGCCCGAGAGUAUCGAUUUCUGCAUCUGGUCUCAUGCACAUUUUGACCACAGAGGAGAUGUUUCCGUUUUCCCAAAGUCGACAACCUUAGUCACAGGCCCGGGAUACUUCUCGUCGAAGGGACGACCGGGGGGGCCAGACGACCCUCAGGCAGUCUCUGAGUUCGAAGGCCGGUUACUGAGAGAGGCAGAUUUUGGCGGCGGGCUCAUGGUGGGCAAGUUCAAAGCACAAGACUUUUUUGGCGACGGUUCUCUCUACCUCCUCGAAGCCCCUGGGCACCAACCAGAACACAUCUGCGCCCUUGCGAGAACCAAACCCUCAUCGGCUUCCGGCGGAGCAACUUUUGUGUUCCUCGGCGGCGAUAUCUGCCACUUCACAGGUGUCUUUCGCCCAACCAAAGACACUCCGUUUCCAGAAGGUAUCCCGGCUUCGGCUAUUACGAGACGCUUGGACUGGUCCUCAAAGGCAGCUUGUCCUUGCUCGCACUUUACGCCACAUCAUCCAAACGCGGAAGACGGGAACUCAGCUCGUACUACGCCGUGGUACCAGCUCCCCCGCCACGCAAAGCAUCCAGUCUACACGGACCUCAGUCUGGCGAUAGAUUCGGUGUCAAAGAUGAGGGAAUUAGAUGUCAAGGACAACGUCAUGGUUUGCAUUGCUCACGAUGCAAGUCUGCUAGAUGUUCUCCCCGUCUUCAACAAGCAGCCCAAUGAAGACAUCAAUGAGUGGAAAGCCGAGGGUUGGAAGUCAACUACGUACUGGAGUUGGCUCAACGAGGUUUCCGUAGAGGGUAAGACGCCUCGACCACCUGUUGUAGAAGGGUUCUGGAGAGAUGGCAAGAAGUGGGACUACGCUGCUUAUCUGGAAAGCCUCAACUGA